This is a messenger RNA of Biomphalaria glabrata, 1762 nucleotides long. RefSeq lists its product as uncharacterized. NCBI's taxonomy places the organism in Eukaryota, Metazoa, Mollusca, Gastropoda, Planorbidae. The coding region runs from base 216 to 665 and encodes 149 amino acids. The record is from RefSeq and is a predicted model, not a curated record. The transcript has 3 exons.
AUGUAGGCUAUGUUAUUGUUUUUUAGAACCGCCGUGAAAAGACAUUCUCAUGUAGCCGACUUAGUUGAGUGAGAUGUAGAAUUCUAUAAAUAGUUUCUAUUCACGCAGUUUGGUAGAAAUACAAUUCUUUGUGUGAACAAAACCAAGACAUUGUGUGGACAAAAAUAGUUUUACAAUACUAAUAUAAAGCAAAAAAACAACAACAACAAAGAAAGAUGAAACUCUCGCUAGUGCUGCUACUAUCACUGCCUAUUUUGAUUAACUGUUUUUUUCUUUCGGAACAUGAACGCCAACUGACCAGCUUCGAUGAAGAUGAACUAGGAAACAGAGCACUUCGCCAUAAGAGAGGAGCCAGCUCUAGCAGCAGUGAAAGUGAUAGUGAUAGUGAGAGCUCGGAGGAACGUGGCUACUAUCGUCGUAGGCCUUAUACUGAGCGUUUCUACUGGCCCACUUACAGGCAGCAUAGAUGGCAACCAACCCAUCCAAGAGCACCACCCACCACAAGAGCGCCAGAAACCACCAGAGCAUCACCACCACCAACCACCAGUGAUGCCCAGGAGCCUAGCCAAAACCUGGAAGAGACUGAGACACAUGUGCAUACUUUGUCCAACGGAGGCCUUGACGGAGCAGGCCAGGACAUUAAUUACAAUGUUCAAACUAUGUAAUCUCUAACAAUGUACAAACUAUGUAAUCUCUAACAAUGUACAAACUAUGUAAUCUCUAACACUUGAUGUCGUAGAGUAAGUAGUCUUAAGAAUCGACCUUUUAAAGGUUAAAGGUAUAUAUAUAUAUAUAUAUAUAUAUAUAUAUAUAUAUAUAUAGGUCUAUUAGAGCUUAAUGCUUUUGACUAAAAUUAAGAAAAUUAAGAUUAGGUUUACUAGGUUUAUUAAGAUUGUUUAAGGGUUAGUAUUCUGGGACCAAAUGAAGUUGAUAAGAGUUAAAUGUGGGCUUAGUAUAACUUUUGAGGCCAGAGCAACAAUCUUUUUUUUUUUUUGUUUUGUUUUAUUUUAUCAGAAUGAUGAUACGUUUCAUUUUAAUAUUAUGUCAUUAUCCUACACAUGGGGCUUUUGUCUCAGCCUACUAGCAACUUGGAAAUAAUCCUCUUUCUUUUGCUUUGCUUAUUUUCUAAUCAGAAUAGGAUUUAGGAAAGAAAUGGUUUGUGGUGCAUAGACUCUCAAACACACAAUACAUAUAGAUUUAAAUUUGUAUUUUAUCCACCAACCACUUCUUUUAAAUGUUUAUAAAACUACUAUAGCUCCAGUUCACUCCGCUACCCUCCCCCUUUCCAAAUGUUUCUCACAAAAUCCCUUCCACGAUCCAUAGUCAUGACGUCCUCAACCGUAUCAAAUUUUGGUGAUAAACGAAUUUACUAUGUAGCUUUAAAUAUCUAUAUAUCUAUAUUAUAUAUAUAUAUAUAUAUAUAUAUAUAUAUAUAUAUAUAUAUAUAUAUAUAUAUGACAUAUGUAUAUUCAGUCUAAAAACCUUGUGCUAAUUAAAAUUGUUAGUGUAAAAUAAGAGUAAACUUUAAUAAACUUGAUCUUGAAAAAAAAAAUUUAAGAGAAAAUGCAAGAAAAAUGUGUAAAAUCAAACGGGCAGCCUCUUAAAGCUUUUGCAACAAGAUGAAACAAUACUUGCUUAGUGUUGUAUAAUGUAUUUAUGGUCCCACUCUGUACAUUUUUAUAUUACAGUUUUGUUAGUUUAGUAUAAUACAGUAUAGAGCAACAAACUGUUUGGAUUGUUUCGAUUAAAUGUCAUAUUCUAC